CAACACCGGGGGCAACACCGGGGGCGGGGAGCGCGCCGCGGGUUCAGGCCUUCAUGUCCGCCGAGUGUUGUUGUUCUGCCCGCCGCCCUGUUGAUCGCCGCGGAGAGCGGAGGAGACGGCUCGCCCCGGCCGCCGGGCCACAGCGGCUUCUUACUGAGUGUCUGGGAGAUGUGAAGUAAGGUUGGCUGGGACUUAAACUGAACUGUCUGUGCAUAAACAAUCUACAACUUCAGGAUGAAUGGGGAUAUGCCUCAUGUUCCCAUUACCACACUUGCUGGGAUUGCUAGCCUCACGGAUUUACUGAAUCAGCUUCCACUUCCCUCUCCACUACCAGCUACCACUACCAAAAGCUUGUUGUUUGGAGGGAGAAUUGCCGAAGAUGUAAACUGCCUCAUGGGCUGUCGAGAUGAGAGUCUUGUCACGCAGUUAGUACAUAGCCUCAGUCAAGUCUCCACAGAUCACAUAGAGCUGAAAGAUAACCUUGGCAGUGAUGAUCCAGAGGGCGAUAUUCCUGUUCUUCUGCAAGCUGUUCUGGCCAGAAAUCCCAAUGUCUUCAGGGAGAAAAGUAUGCAGAACCGAUAUGGAGUGCAGAGUGGUAUCAUGCAGCAACAGAUCAUCCAACAGUACAAAUUACCCCAGAAUUCCAUUCACGGAAGCCCUGCAUCCUCCACAUUUCAGCAGUCCACAAUCUCACACAGUCCUUCCAGUCGGUUUGCGCCACCUCAGUCAAGUUCUACCAACAGAUACAUAACUCAACAGAACAGCCCUGUACCCAGUCCAUAUGCUCCCCAGAGCCCUCCAGGUUACAUCCAAUAUCCACAGCAUCCUCCAAGUUACCCACAGCAUCAGCAAAUACAGCAAGAGUUGCAUGGUUCCCCUCUGGUAUCAGGCCCUACAUAUUCUGGGAGUCCUCAGAGACCUGUGCAACCCUGUCUGAUAGUCCAGACUCAGCCUUCUCCUCAGCAGCAGCAGUCAACCUCCACACUAGCUUCUGUUUCAAGCCCCAUGAUCCCCGGCAGUAUGCGGAAUAUUCACGAUAGUAAAGUGGCAAGUCAGUUGUCGGGCUCUUCAUCCAACCACCAUUCAGAUAAUUCCAGACAUGGAUCAAAUGAGGACUACAUUCAUAUGGUUCAUCGGCUUGGAUCAGAGGAUGGCGAUUCUUCAUUGAGAAAUGCGUCCUUCCCUUUAAGAUCCCCGCAAGCGGUGUGUUCUCCUGCAAGCAGUGAUGGGACUCCAAAAGCAUCCAGGCCACCUCUGAUCUUGCAGUCGCCGCCUCCUUACACCUCACCCAGAGAUGCCCCACCUGAUAUUCUGCUGGACUCCCCAGACAGGAUGGGAAGCAAGAAGAAAAAUAAAAAGGCUAAGCUCACCAAGGAGGAUAAAGAACAGGCAGAUAAGACUGCUAUGUAUGACAUUGUCAGCUCUCCAUCUAAAGACUGUACAAAGCUCACUCUGAGGCUGACUCGUGUUCGAGAUCAGCAGGAUGAUAUGCUUCUAAACAUGGACAGCAGUACAGAGAAUGAGGCAGAAAUGAACAGUAUGCAUCUCCCAGAACAGACUGCAAAGCAGCCAGGGACUCCUAAUGAUAUCCUUGGCUCAGUGAACGUUUCUGGGCAGUGUGUACCUCAACAGGAACAGGCCUUUCUUCAAGCACAGCAGGUCCCUGUCUUACAACAGAACAUUGCAGUUGGAACAGUGAAAACUACACAGUCACAGAUACAGCCAUUGCAACAACCAUCACAACAACAGACUAUGACACCAUACGAUGAGGUAGAAUUGGAUGCUUUAGCAGAGAUUGAACGGAUAGAGCGAGAGUCUGCAAUGGAGAGAGAGAGAUUUUCCAAGGAGGUACAGGAUAAAGAUAAACCCUUAAAGAAACGUAAGCAAGACUCGUUCCCACAAGAGACUGCUGGAGGAGGUGGGAGUGCUGCAAGCAGACCUGCACUCUUGGUUAGUAUAGAUCUGCAACACGCAGGAAGAACUGAUGGGCAAGCGGUGCCCCCUCUAGAUUCAGAUGGAGUGAAGAAAUCUUUGGAGAUUGUACGACAGGCCACUGAGGGAACUUUAAUUUCACGGCAGGAAGAUGCAAUGGUGGGUUUAAAACCGAAGUUGGAAAGUCAUCCGGUGGUUCCCAGGAGGAAAUCUGAAAACGAGGGGCAAAAAGAAGACGGCCAAAAAAAUGACGGCCGACCUGACGUGAUAAAGUCUAGGUCAGAAACACCAAAACAGAAGAAUGAGAACCGGCCAGAGACACCAAAAGUACGGCACGAAAGUAAAAGAGAGGCGUCUAAACCAACUCCUGAAAAAAGACCGGAAAUAUCCAAACACAGACACGAGGGAAAACCUGAUCAUACCAAAACAAAAACCGAGGGUCGAUCUGAAACACAUAAACCACGGCAUGAAGGGCGGCAGAGUUCAGACCCUCUGAAGGAGAAACGAGAGCCACACCAUGAAGCUCAGAAACAGAAACUAGACGAGAAAAAUGAUCCUGAAAGAGGAAAAGUGGAACCAUCAAAGGUCAGGAGAUCAGAGACCCCAAAACUAAGUAAGAGUGAAUCGGAUACUAAACCAUCGCGAAAUGAGCCUGCUAAACAUAAUCGGACAGAGUCAUCUAAAUCAGUGAGAAUGGAAAGGAAAGGGUGUUCUGAUUCUAGUGAUCGAGGCGACAGAAGUGAACGUCGUUCACCAGAAGAGCAGCGGUUGCGAUCUGAAAGUCCUAGAGUUAAACACGAUAGAGGAGAUCCUGGAAAGAUAAAAUCUGAAGCGAAAGAUCGAAUUGCUUUAAAGCAGAGUAGGAGAUCGGACAUUCCAUCAGGAUCUUUGACCAAUAAAGAGAGAGAUGAUCGAAGAUCGGAGGGGAGCAAAGUGAAAUCAGAGACCCCCAAACCUCGGGCUGAUGAUAAAGAAAAGUUUCCGAGUUAUCUGCUGGGGGGAGGAAGGUCUGACGCACUUAAGAACUUUGUAAUCCCAAAAAUUAAGCGGGAUAAGGAUGGCAAUAUUUGCAAUGAACAGAAGGAAUUGAGGAAACCUGUGGAUAAGAAUGAAAUAAAAUUAAAGAUAGACAAAAUGGAUUUAGUGGAGGACUUGAAGAAAGUGAUCAAGCCUGUUGUGGUUCUCCAUAAAUUACCGUUUGAUGAAGUGCAGAAAUUUAUCAAGGACAAUGAAGAAAAAAAUGCAUCAAGAAGUUCCAGCAAAUCGAAGAGCAGACUGCCCUCCAGGCCAAGUAAAGGUGGUAUUGACCAGUCAGUGUUGAAGGAGCUUCCACCUGAUCUCCUUGCAGAGAUUGAAUCCACAAUGCCACUCUGUGAACGAGUGAAGAUGAACAAACGCAAGCGCAGUACGGUAAAGGAAAAGCCAAACUAUGCAGAAAUCAGCUCAGAUGAUGGUGAUAAUGACAGCGACUUUGAAUCAUCUAGGAAAAGGCACAAGAAGGACCGAGUUGCCGACAAAGCGUGGGAGUGUGAGGAGCGUGACCGGCGGGUUCUGAACGAAAUGCGGAAGGGCAAUUCUGUUGAAGGCCGAAGGAGUUCUGGAAGCAGGCAUCGGGAGCGUAGUCCUGGUUCUGAGGAAGAUUCACCCCCUCCUAGUCUUAGUGAUAUUGCCAGAAAGAUGAGAAAAAGAGAAAAAUUAAGGAAAAGGAAAGCAUAUGAACCCAAACUGACUCCUGAAGAAAUGUUGGAUUCGUCAACAUUCAAGCGAUUCAUGGCCACAGUGGAGAAUAUCCUGGAGAACCUGGAGGACAUGGAUUUCACCACUUUGGGUGAAGAUGAUGAGCUACCUCAGGAGUUGCUGCUGGGAAAACAACAGCUUAAUGAACUGAGCAGUGAAUCUGCCAAAAUCAAAGCCAUGGGCAUCAUGGAUCGGCUUCCAACAGAUAAGAUGGUAAAGGUGCUAAGUAUCUUGGAGAAGAACAUACAGGAUGGGUCCAAGCUUUCGACUUUGAUCAACCAUGACAAUGAAACGGAAGAUGAAGAGAAGCUGUGGCGAGAACUCAUCAUGGAGCGAGUAACCAAGUCUGCCGAUGCGUGUCUGACUGCCCUGAACAUCAUGACUUCACCCAACAUGUCAAAAGCUGUAUAUAUUGAUGAUGUGAUUGAGAGGGUGAUCCUAUUCACCAAGUUCCACCUGCAGAACACGCUGUACCCACAGUAUGAUCCCGUUUACAGAAUCGACACCCAUGGAUCAGAAGGUGGCAGUUCGAAAGCCAAACGAGCAAAGUACUCAAGCCAUAAGCAGAGGGUGAUAGUAAUGCUGUACAACAGAGUGUGUGACAUUGUCGCCAACAUGGCCGAACUGCUGGAGAUACAGCUCCUCACUGACACUACAAUCCUUCAGGUUUCCUCUAUGGGGAUCACACCGUUUUUUGUGGAAAACGUCAGUGAGUUGCAGUUAUGCGGUAUCAAGCUAGUGACGGCUGUGUUUUCUAGGUAUGAGAAGCACCGACAGUUGAUACUGGAAGAGAUGUUUGCCUCACUUGCAAAACUCCCAACAAGUAAGAGGAGUUUACGAAAUUUCAGGUUAAACAGCAGUGAUAUGGAUGGCGAACCACUAUUUAUUCAGAUGGUGACGGCCUUGGUCUUGCAGCUGAUCCAAUGCGUUGUGCACCUCCCAGCUAAUGAGAAGGACAAUAUGCUUGAUGACGAUGGAGAAAAGAAGAUUGAUCAAGAUGUUCUAAUUACCAACUCGUAUGAAACAGCAAUGAGAACAGCCCAGAACUUCCUCUCAGUCUUCCUCAAAAAAUGUGGAAGCAAGCAGGGAGAAGAAGAUUACAGACCGCUGUUUGAAAACUUUGUACAAGAUCUGCUCUCCACUGUCAACAAACCUGAGUGGCCAGCAGCAGAAUUGCUACUGAGCCUUUUGGGAAGAUUACUGGUUCACCAGUUCAGUAACAAGUCAACGGAGAUGGCUUUGCGAGUAGCUUCGCUUGAUUACCUGGGAACAGUAGCAGCACGGCUGAGGAAAGACGCUGUGUCCUGCAAAAUGGAUCGGGAGUCAAUCAACCGCAUUCUCAAACAGGUUUCAGGGAUUGAGGAUGAAGUGCAGCAACUGCAAAAAGCAUUGCUGGAUUACCUGGAUGAGAAUACCGAGACUGACCCCUCACUAAUGUUUGCUAGGAAAUUUUACAUUGCACAAUGGUUCCGUGACACUACAAUGGAGACAGAAAAAGCAAUGAAGUCACAGAAUCAGAAGGAUGAUGACUCCUCGGAUGGGGCACAACAUGCCAGGGAGAUCGAGUCCACAGGAGAGAUUAUGCAAAGAGCAGAAAAGCGCAAGAAGUUCCUUCGCUCUGUCAUCAAAACUGCGCCAACACAAUUUAGCACCCUGAGAAUGAACUCUGCUAACGUGGACUAUGAGGAUGCCUGUCUGAUUGUCCGAUACUUGGCCUCUAUGAGGCCGUUUGCACAGAGCUUUGAUAUUUAUUUGACGCAGAUUCUACGUGUUCUAGGAGAGAGUGCGAUUGCUGUACGAACAAAGGCCAUGAAAUGUCUGUCGGAGGUAGUUGCAGUGGACCCCAGCAUUCUUGCAAGGUUGGACAUGCAACGAGGGGUCCAUGGACGCCUGAUGGACAAUUCCACGAGUGUGCGUGAAGCAGCUGUGGAGUUACUGGGUCGUUUUGUGCUGAGUCGACCUCAGCUUACGGAGCAGUAUUAUGACAUGUUGAUCGAAAGGAUACUGGACACUGGUAUCAGUGUAAGGAAGAGGGUGAUCAAGAUUUUGCGUGACAUCUGUAUUGAACAACCAACAUUCUCCAAAGUGACUGAGAUGUGUGUGAGAAUGAUUCGCAGGGUCAAUGAUGAAGAGGGUAUUAAGAAAUUAGUAAAUGAAACAUUCCAGAAACUCUGGUUCACUCCCACGCCUUCUCAUGAUGCUGAAGGAAUGACUCGGAAAAUAUUAAAUGUAACAGAUGUGGUUGCUGCGUGCAGGGAUACUGGGUACGAUUGGUUUGAGCAACUUCUUCAGAACCUGCUGAAGUCUGAGGAAGAUGCCUCGUACAAACCUGUGAGGAAAGCCUGCAUCCAGAUAGUGGAUAACCUGGUUGAACACAUUCUGAAAUACGAGGAGUCAUUGGCAGAUUCGGACAGUAAAGGCAUGAAUACCAACUGUCUGGUGGCAUGCUUAAUCACGUUAUACCUGUUCAGCAAAAUCCAGCCUCAUCUGAUGGUGAAACAUGCAAUGACACUGCAGCCAUAUCUUACCACAAAGUGCAAUACACAGAGUGACUUCCUUGUCAUCUGCAAUGUGGCAAAGAUUUUGGAACUGGUGGUUCCAUUGAUGGAGCAUCCAAGUGAGACCUUCUUGGCCACAAUAGAGGAAGACCUCAUGAAGCUUAUCCUCAAGCAUGGAAUGACGGUCGUUCAGCAUUGUGUCAGCUGUCUGGGAGCUGUAGUGAACAGAGUAACUCACAACUACAAGUUUGUCUGGGCCUGUUUCAAUAGGUAUUAUGGUGCUCUAACUAAGUUGAAGGCACAGCAUCAGGAGGAUUUCAACAGCACCACCCUGGUCGGCAAUAAACCCGCUCUCCUCCGCUCCCUUUUUACUGUUGGUGCACUCUGCCGUCAUUUUGAUUUUGAUCAGGAAGAAUUUAAAGGCAACACUAAGGUGAUUAUUAAAGAAAAGGUGCUUGAACUUCUGCUCUACUUCACUAAACACGAAGACGAAGAGGUUCAGACCAAAGCAAUCAUAGGCUUGGGUUUUGUUUUCAUUCAACAUCCGGAUCUGAUGUUUGAACACGAUGUGAAGAAUUUGUACAACAAUAUUCUUCGAGACAAGGAAGCCUCGAUUGGGCUGAAGAUCCAGGUCUUGAAGAAUCUUCAGACGUAUUUGCAGGAGGAAGAUUGCCGCAUGCAGCAAGCAGAUAAAGAUUGGAAGAAAGUGGCCAAACAGGAAGAUCUCAAGGAAAUGGGUGACAUUUCCUCAGGAAUGAGCAGUUCCAUCAUGCAGCUCUACCUCAAACAGGUUCUGGAAGCAUUUUUCCACACCCAUUCUCCAGUUCGUCAUUUUGCACUUAAUGUCAUUGCUUUGACGCUAAACCAGGGCUUGGUCCACCCUGUUCAAUGUGUGCCAUACCUGAUUGCCAUUGGAACAGAUCCCGAAUCUGCCAUGCGUAACAAAUCGGAUCAACAGCUGGUGGAAAUAGAUAAAAAGUACACUGGAUUUGUACAUAUGAAAGCAGUGGCAGGGAUGAAGAUGUCAUACCAACUUCAACUAUCCAUCCACUCUGAUAUAAAGGAAAUAAUCCGUGGCAGCAGACAUGAGGAGAGUGUGACUGCUUUGUGUUCACAUCUCUACAGCAUGAUCCGAGGAAACCGACAACAUCGACGCGCCUUCCUCAUCGCCUUACUCAACUUAUUCGAUGACAGUGCAAAAACGGAGGUGAACCUGCUGCUGUACAUUGCCGACAACAUGGCCUGCUUCCCAUUCCAGACACAGGAGGAGCCUCUGUUCAUCAUGCAUCACAUUGACAUCACACUCUCAGUCUCUGGGAGUAAUCUGCUGCAGUCCUUCAGGGAGUCUCUAUUGAAAGAACCGUUGCUGAAGGAAAGAGUGUUGACACAUUCGGAAGACAGCGGGAGUGAGGAUGAGUCACAGCGGCCCCGCAAGUGUCGGAAAAGGUUCAACUCGGACUCGAGUGAUGAUGAGGAUGAUCUGGAAGACGUGCUGUCGCGGCUGCCUCCUGACUCAACCCCUCUCCUCGAGUUUGUCAAUGCCUCUCAGGGAAUUCUGCUGUUGCUGGUCCUGAAGCAACACCUGAAGAAUCUUUACGGCUUCUCUGACAGUAAAAUCCAAAAGUAUUCGCCAUCUGAAUCUGCAAAAGUGUACGACAAGGCGGUGAACAGGAAAUCUGGAGUGCACUUUAACCCCAGGCAGACGCUGGAUUUCCUAAGGAAUGGCGUGGGACAUGCAGAGAUCACCGACUUAGUCAAGAGGAGUAUCGUCAAACAAUACGUAGAUUUCAAGACGCUGAUGGAACACCUGGAUCCUGAUGAGGAGGACGAGGACGGGGAGGUGUCUGCGAGCAUGGCUGCCCGAAACAAGGCCAUCAACGCGCUGCUGGGGGGCGCCAGCCCCAAAAAUAACGCAGAGACCGACGAUGAGGACAGUGACGGCGAUGACAGAGUGGGGGGAGGCAUUGCAGGGGCCACCAGAAGAUCAAAGCGACUGUCAGACGCGGGGGAUCUGGGUGCCCAGUUGCACGAGGCGGUGGAUGUGAUGGACGUGAUAGCCAUUUGCUGCCCCAAGUAUAAAGACCGGCCUCAGAUUGCCCGAGUUGUGGAGAAGACCAGCAAUGGGUUCAGUGUACAUUGGAUGGCUGGUUCAUACAGCGGCUCUUGGACAGAGGCCAAACGCAGAGAGGGUCGCAAGCUGGUGCCUUGGGUUGACAGUAUCAAAGAGACGGACAUCAUUUACAAGAAAAUAGCCCUGACAAGUGCAAAUAAGCUGACUAACAAAGUUGUUCAGACUCUGCGAUCUCUGUAUGCAGCAAAGGAAGGCUCUUCCUGCUAACACAACUAACACUGCAGCCAAACACAGCAGUGACAAGAAGAAUCUUGGGGCUAAACGACCACAUUCUGGCAACACUUACAAAUCAGAUGGUUUCACAGUUGGAGUAACUCUGUACUGAAAUCCGCGGAUGGAGACAGUUGGAGACAGGCGAAGGGAAGGAGCGAUUGUCAGAUACCAUUUCCGUGGGAGCUUCCUUCGCUGUUGUACAGCCAAAUCUUCUCGAUUGAUUUUAAACUCCCACUGUAUUAUAGUUUAACAAAACAAAAAUUGUUUAUAUCUUGGAAAAAGAAUUCUGUUUAAAAAUAAAAGUUAAGUGAAUGUUGGAAUUUAGUCUGUUAAUGUUCUUAAUAAAGUGUUCUUGGAGUUGAACCUAGCAGCAAUGGCUUUCUUUAGUGUAGAAGUUCCAGAGAGAAGUUAUUUUACAGGAUGUACAAUGCCAGACUGUGCUGGAUAUAAUUUAUUCUAAUGAAAGCAUGCAGUAUCUGACCUACACAGGAGGAGAUUUUAUUUGAUUUUUUUUUGUUUUGUAAAUGUAGAUUUUAAAUGUAUUAGGGUCACUCGGGCAAACAAGAAAAAGGGAUCCCCAGCAUCAACAACUGGCGGAACAAAUACUGCAAUAAAUUUUUUACCUCUCUUUGUUAC
This is a messenger RNA of Leucoraja erinaceus (little skate), 9147 nucleotides long. RefSeq names its product NIPBL cohesin loading factor b (gene nipblb). Bases 235 to 8505 code for a protein of 2756 amino acids. NCBI's taxonomy places the organism in Eukaryota, Metazoa, Chordata, Chondrichthyes, Rajiformes, Rajidae. Gene Ontology annotation, cellular component: Scc2-Scc4 cohesin loading complex. The record is from RefSeq and is a predicted model, not a curated record. Gene Ontology annotation, molecular function: chromatin binding. The transcript is spliced from 48 exons. Gene Ontology annotation, biological process: replication-born double-strand break repair via sister chromatid exchange; brain development; heart morphogenesis.